Purpureocillium lilacinum is the source of this 660-nucleotide messenger RNA. The record is from RefSeq and is a predicted model, not a curated record. NCBI's taxonomy places the organism in Eukaryota, Fungi, Ascomycota, Sordariomycetes, Hypocreales, Ophiocordycipitaceae.
AUGUUAUCUAGGACUGCCCUUCUGAUUGCUUUCACCACACAGGUCCACAGUUCCAUUACUCGCGCCCGUAGACAAGAGGAAGCUAUCACCGUUACACCGCAUGAACAGUAUUCUUCCUCCAUCGGCGCACUGGGAUGCAAGCUGAACACCAACCGCGUGGCCUACUGGCCGGAGCAGAUUACCUGUGAUAACAUUUGUGUCAAAGUCAGCAACGCCGAGCGCAGCGUCCAUCUGCUGCGCGUGGAUCAGUCAGGUGGUGCUCAUGACGUAUCUUACGACGCAUGGAACUAUCUUGUCUUCGGUACUGGUGCGGCUCAAGAUCCUCAUGAAGGAGGUGGUAUUGCCAUGGCGUAUGAGCAGGUCCAUCCGGACGAGUGUAAAUCCUUGCUUCAUGAUGGUAAGCUGGUAUUGUCUGCCGCAAACAGCAUGAAUUAUCUCGGGUCGUGCCUCGGGGGCAAGAAUUGGGUCGCGGAGAACCACAAGCUUGUCAACUUAUUGGACCCUGGCUGUCGAUACGGCUGGGAUGAGCUAUGCACACUGGAUCUGAGCAAGAGCAACCAGCCCGCAUGUCCACACACGCUCGGCGAUCUGCAUACCCCCACGGGACAGAAGGUCACAAAUAUACGCUAUCGAACUGGCGAGAACUACGUUGUUCAGUGA